This is a messenger RNA of Poecile atricapillus (Black-capped chickadee), 2610 nucleotides long. It is a transcript of the gene PEX14, whose product is annotated as peroxisomal biogenesis factor 14. The transcript is spliced from 9 exons. The record is from RefSeq and is a predicted model, not a curated record. Gene Ontology annotation, molecular function: signaling receptor binding. Gene Ontology annotation, cellular component: peroxisomal importomer complex; peroxisomal membrane. The coding region runs from base 62 to 1198 and encodes 378 amino acids. Lineage: Eukaryota; Metazoa; Chordata; Aves; Passeriformes; Paridae. Gene Ontology annotation, biological process: protein import into peroxisome matrix, docking.
CGGCGCGGCGGCGGGGGCGUUCCAUCGGGCGGUUGGGGAUGGACUAGCCGCGCCUGGGAAGAUGGCGGCCGCGGAGAGAGCGGAGCAGCCGGGGCAGGCUGGCUCCUGCCCUGCGACUGAGAACGCCGCGUCUCGGGAGCCGCUGAUUGUGACGGCAGUGAAAUUUUUACAGAAUCCACGGGUCCGUCAAAGUCCGCUUGCAACCAGAAGAGCGUUCCUGAAGAAGAAAGGCCUGACAGAUGAAGAAAUCGACCUGGCUUUCCAGCAGUCAGGCACAAGCACGGAUGAGCCACAGUCCCCAGGUCCUUCCACGCAGCCGGUGCCAGCACAGCCUCCUCACCCCGUGGUGUACAAUCCCCCUGGCUCCAGAUGGCGAGAUUAUGGGGCUUUGGCUAUCAUCAUGGCAGGAAUUGCCUUUGGAUUCCACCAGCUCUACAAGAAAUACCUGGUCCCUCUCAUCAUGGGAGGCAAAGAAGACAGGAAACAACUUCAGAGGAUUGAGUCAAACAUUUCUGAGAUGAGUGGCAGCGUGACACAGACAGUGACUCAGUUACAGACAACCUUAGCAGCUGUCCAGGAGCUGCUAAUCCAGCAGCAACAGAAAAUCCAAGAGCUCACCCAAGAACUGGCUGCUUCUAAGGCCACAACUUCCACCAAUUGGAUUCUGGAGUCACAGAAUAUUAAUGAAUUGAAAUCUGAGAUCUACUCUUUAAAAGGACUUCUCCUGAACCGGAGGCAGUUCCCUCCCUCCCCUUCAGCUCCUAAGAUCCCGUCAUGGCAGAUCCCGGUGAAGCCAAGCUCACCCUCCAACCCUGUUGUUGCCAACCACAACAGCAGCAGUGACAUCUCACCAGUGAGCAACGAGUCCAGCACAUCAUCCCCAGUGAAGGAGAGCCACAGUCCCGAGGGCUCCAAGGCCAGCUGUCACCUGCUCAGCACCGAGGAGGCCACCAAGGCCGUCAUCGACGUCAGCAGCCAGGUGCGGAUGGAGGUGCAGGGCGAGGAGGAGAAACGGGAAACCAAAAGGAACGAUGAGGAGGAAGAGGACGAUGAGGAUGAUGAUGUUAGCCAUGUGGAUGAGGAGGAAUGUCUGGGUGUCCAGACUGAGGACCGGCGAGGAGGGGAUGGUCAGAUUAAUGAGCAAGUGGAAAAGCUACGAAGACCUGAGGGAGCCAGCAACGAGAACGAGAUUGACUAAGACAUCCUGGCUGCUGCUGCUGCACAUCAUCCCCAGCCUGCUGCACUGUCCCCAGUGCCUCUCCUGGUUCGGGGAGAGAAAAGCUACCAUUCCCUGCAGUGAUUCUCCCUUGAUUGACCUUGAGCAAGGUUGUGAUUGCUUGGUGAACAACAUGAUUGCCCUCUUUCACCACAGGGCUUUGCAGUCUUGCAGUGGCUUCUUUUCCUCUCCCAGCCCUUCUUCCUGAGAGCUGGGGUCACUGCUGGGCUGGCAGACCGACGGCCUUACCAUGCAGCACAGCUACACAACACACCCUCUCACAGGAGCAGUUGGCCUCUUGCUGCAUCCUAGAGCCCUUCUGUCCAAUUUCAGAAACCAGUCUCUCCUGAGCUCCUUGAUUUCACAAGCCUUUAAUCCCACAUAAGGCCCAAAGCAGUUCUGUUUCCUAAAAUAACCCUGUUUUAUUUCUCAAACUACUUGAUACUCUGUUGCAAAAAUAAAACAAAACAAAACAACCAAAACACCCCCCCCCCAAAAAAAACUAAAAAAAAAAAAAAAGAAGGAGAAGAAAACCCCAACAUUUUAACCUCAAAUUCCUCACCAGAUUUCAGUCUUAGCUCUUCCAAACCUUAUGCCAGGCCUGAAAUUGCUGAACCUACCUAGCAUGUAAAAACACUAAGUUUCUGUGGGGUCAAUUUCCACCCCACAAGCUUACAUUCAUCAGAGUGGCCUGUUGGUAGGGACCAAGUCCAGUUGUCAUGGCCACAGUAAAAUCCAUGAGAACAGGUGGCUUUCUUGAUGAUUGCUCCCCAGUAAAAGGCUUUAGAAGUUGACUCCACUCAUCCCAAUUAUUACCCUUCCUCCUCCAAAGACAAGGAGCUCACAUCAGUUUUUGACAUCUUUUAUUUAUAGCUGCCAUGAAUGAAUGAAUGAAUGAAUGAAUGAAUGAACGAACAAAUGGUUGAAAUCAGAUGCUGAAAUAAUUGGUUAAUUCUGAAUAUUUGCAAUGGUUUUUAGCCUUUUUUUCUCCCUAAAUUACAAGAAAAAUGAUCAUAAAUGGUACCUCUCCGGUGACAGGCUCCUGCUUCAGCAAAGCAGUCUCUCUAGCAGAGAGAACAGCUCCAGUUCUGAGGUUUAACCACUGGCCAUUCUUGCCCAGUCCAGCCUUGUUUUUUGCCCCGUUGGGCUGUAGACAAACCAGUGAAUUUGAAACCUCUCAUUUGCAGCAUUGUGUUUGCAGCUGGUGAAAUGGUGGUGUCCCAUGAUACUCUUCACUGCAUCAGAGCAUCUUAGCAGAGCAAUUCUUGUAACAACCGAGUCUCACUGUCCUCACCAAGCAAGUGUGCUCGUCUGUGUGAUCAUGUAUAGAUUUCAAAUAUAAAAUAUGAUUGUAUAUAAUUGUAAUAAAUAUGAGUUACCACUAUUUAACACCA